AGGAUGAACCGACAUAGUGAACUCGUGUUCGCCUUCCUGGCCGUAGCCAUAUCCGUGGUCUGCGCGGAAUUGGUGCUACCGCGGCAGUGUUCUUACCCGGAUCCUAAUGCUCCAUCAAAUUGCACCGUAACUGAAGUCUACAUAGAUCCGUGUAAAGAAGCUGCAGAGGGAAAACCAUGUAAAGUACGGAGAGGAGUAACAUCAAAUAUGACUAUCCAUUACACCCCUAAUUUUUCGGCGGACACAAUGGUCGGUCGAGUUUUCUGGGCAAGUCAGCUGACGGAUAUUCCAUUUCUGGGAAUGUCUUCAGAAGCUUGUUCAUCAACGACAUGUCCAAUCGCAGCGGGACAAUCCAAUGUUUACCAUGCGCAAAUACCGAUUUUGAAAAAAUACCCUGUUGUGAGUAAAUUGAUGUCAACAUAA
Molecule: messenger RNA, 423 nt
Organism: Dufourea novaeangliae
Lineage: Eukaryota; Metazoa; Arthropoda; Insecta; Hymenoptera; Halictidae
Product: ecdysteroid-regulated 16 kDa protein-like
Exons: 3
Coding region: 4-423 (139 amino acids)
Source: RefSeq, a predicted model, not a curated record